AUGGACGUGUACGCCUUGUCGCUAAGCAACGAUCAGUACAGUUUUGGUGGAUUCCAAAUCAAUAAUGGGAGAGACGACAUCAUUGCAAUCGGCUGGGAGGUGUUCCCACGCCUGUACGGUGAUUCGCGCUCUCAUUUAAGUGCUGCGUGGACGAAUGAUGGUUAUAGGAAAACGAAGUGCAUCAACACCGAUUGUCCGGUAGGUUUCCAGCCCGAGGCUGGUGCGCCCUUUGCUCUUGGCGACAUCAUCGACCCCGUCUCUCAGUCCAGCGGAAUCAAGCAAAGCAUCACAAUCAAAGUCAUCAAGGACGGUGCAACGGGAGACUGGUUGGUGCAUUGCGGGCUUAACCAGAGUAACCCUACGUUGAUCGGUCGUUUUCCCAAGUUGCUGUUCACCGGUGGCUUGGCAGAUCGGGUGACCGUAAUCAAUGUCGGUGGUAUUGCGUCAGCCAGGACCACCGAUCUGCCUCCAAUGGGCAGCGGCUACCUCCCGACGAAUGACACUAUGGCAUCGGCCACGGCGGCGUCAUGCAGCAACAUUCAGAUUUUCCAUGAGAAUGGGCAACCUUCGCUCUUACCCAACAACUUGCCUACAUAUCUUAGUUCGGGCUCAUACUCCGCGAGUCCUGUGAUCAAUGGCAAGUUUUUCUACGGUGGGCCCUUCUAG
Messenger RNA from Aegilops tauschii subsp. strangulata, 666 nucleotides. RefSeq lists its product as uncharacterized. NCBI's taxonomy places the organism in Eukaryota, Viridiplantae, Streptophyta, Magnoliopsida, Poales, Poaceae. The record is from RefSeq and is a predicted model, not a curated record.